AUGCGCGCCUACGCAUCACUGUACGAAGAGCCCACCUUCGAGGACCCGACGGCGAAGGAGCAGUCGGUCGUGUACGCUGCGCUCGGUGCCGCAGCAGUCGCCGUGGCGUCCACCGUCGCUGCCUUCCAGAUGGCUGGACCCCCUACUUGGCUGACUGCAGCGUACGUCCGUACCUUGACCGUCUUCCAUCUGUCGUUCGACCUUCCUGACCCCUCUUUCUCCCCUCUGGUUCCGUUCCUUCGCCCUCCCUGGUGUUUUUGCAAUGCCACUGAUCGGUGCAAUAUGUCGCUGGCUCGGCGCUCCUGCGGACUGAAGUGCUUGAACUCUAGCGGAACGUUGUAA
Messenger RNA from Dichomitus squalens LYAD-421 SS1, 342 nucleotides. RefSeq lists its product as uncharacterized. Lineage: Eukaryota; Fungi; Basidiomycota; Agaricomycetes; Polyporales; Polyporaceae. The transcript is spliced from 2 exons. The record is from RefSeq and is a predicted model, not a curated record. Bases 1 to 342 code for a protein of 113 amino acids.